Rhodofomes roseus is the source of this 769-nucleotide messenger RNA. RefSeq lists its product as uncharacterized. The record is from RefSeq and is a predicted model, not a curated record. The transcript is spliced from 4 exons. The coding region runs from base 81 to 707 and encodes 208 amino acids. Lineage: Eukaryota; Fungi; Basidiomycota; Agaricomycetes; Polyporales; Fomitopsidaceae.
GGAGUGGUCGCACCAGUUAUAUAUACGCGACAUUGUUAUCAACUCGCCAACGCCCCACAACUUCACUCGUAACAUAAACCAUGAUACUUGUGCACAUAUCGCGCAUCUUGCUUACGAACGCGAGUCCCGCAUUCCUGCGCGCGUGUCUCAGCUCGCUCAAGUGCUUGCGCCGACAACACCACCGUCACGCGCAAAGGCACAUUCGAACCGUCCCAGCAUGUGCCGCCAUCCUCGCAUCCUCGACUACGCUCAUAUCUUUGCCCACCGGCACCGUGCUGAGGUCUCCCGAAGCCGAUUCUCAACCACUCCGCCCACCUAGUGAGACGGCGCAAAGGAAAAUCCGAGGCCCAUCGAGAGUGCACAUUCGGAACAUGCGCGGACGACUACUGCAGGGACAUGUACCAUCGCUUUACGCUCGGAGGUGCCGCCGUCUUGAGCCACACUCAGGCUCGCCACUUCCGCCCGUGAACCCCGCAGCUGUCGUUGUACAUCUUGAGGUCACCACGCCGCUGCAAGUCCCCGUCGUCCCUCUGGUGUCGACCCGCGACCUGUCGUUCGCCUUCAGUCCCCCGGAGUUUGACGAUGGCUCGGUUGAGAGGCUGAUGGACACGAUCAGCGUGAUCGGUGCGUCUCUUCUAGUCCAGUCGUCUGCGACACCGGCAGUGCUCUUCGCACAACUGAAGAGUGCUCGUACGCAUAAGCACUAGUAACUACUACUUCGUUAUCAUUGCGUUACCAGUCAGCCGGCAUUUGCAUAGGAGAUGUUAUC